Lingula anatina is the source of this 1704-nucleotide messenger RNA. RefSeq lists its product as uncharacterized. The record is from RefSeq and is a predicted model, not a curated record. NCBI's taxonomy places the organism in Eukaryota, Metazoa, Brachiopoda, Lingulata, Lingulida, Lingulidae. Gene Ontology annotation, cellular component: cytoplasm; nucleus. Gene Ontology annotation, molecular function: ATP binding; histone H3T3 kinase activity. Gene Ontology annotation, biological process: intracellular signal transduction; mitotic cell cycle; protein phosphorylation.
AUGGAAGAAUCUGAAAGUGAUGAGGAAGAAGAGGACGGUGAGGAGGAAGAGGAGGAUUCGGAAUCAAAAGCAGAGUCAGAUUUAGAAAAUCCUAACAACACCACUCUUUACAUGCUGAAUGACAGCCAGUACAAAACUCCCUCGGACAGUGGUUUGCUAGAGGCUGGAAUGGCCAGUAUGUCCUACCAUACUGCAGAAGGCAUGGCAGAGAUGUCUGUAGACAACAAUAAGACAGAUGCUCCUUUGCUGUCUCUCAGUGGACACAUUAAUAGCCUGUGUCGAUCCUUUAAGGAAGUCCUUACUCCAUCCAAGUCAAAGAAUGUUCCUCAGCUGACUCCGGAAGAGAAAGUUUUGCUCCAGUGUGAGCAAGACAAUGUGAUAUCAUUUAGUAAAUGUAUUCCAUCAAGUAUGAUGAACAAGUGUACGAAGAUUGGAGAGGGAGUUUAUGGAGAAGUUUUCAGAACUGUGGUUAAUAAGAAAUCUGUGGCAUUAAAGAUCAUUCCUAUUGAGGGUGAUUUCCCUGUGAAUGAUGAACCACAGAAGACCUAUGAAGAAAUUUUACCAGAAAUCAUGAUCUCAAGAGAGCUGAGUGCAAUGAAGGAUAGCCAAAAAAGUUGUACUGAAAACUAUGUGGAGGUUAGAAGGGUGUCCCUUGUGAAAGGCCAGUAUCCUGCUGCUCUGCUUAAACAAUGGGAUAUCUAUGACAAAGCAAAACGCUCUGAGAAUGACAGGCCAGACAUAUUUGGCAAUAAUCAGUUAUUCAUUGUGUUUGAAUUUGCGGAUGGAGGCUGUGCACUAGAGGGUUUCAAGUUUGAGAGCAUCUUGGAAGCCAAGAGUGUCCUGCACCAGGUUGUGUGUGCCUUGGCUGUGGCAGAGGCUGAGCUGGAGUUUGAACACAGGGAUCUACACUGGGGGAAUGUGCUGGUGAAAAGGACUAACCAGGAGACUCUACAGUAUAAGCUGAAUGGUGAACUUUGUGAGAUCAAGGUGCAUGGUGUUACUGUCAGCAUUAUAGAUUUUACACUUUCCAGACUUAAGAAAGAUGGCUGCACCAUUUUCACAGACUUGUCUGUUGAUAAGACAUUGUUUGAAGGGGAGGGAGAUUACCAGUUUGAAGUCUACAGGUUGAUGAAGCAGGAAAACCAAGACAAUUGGGAGCAGCACCAUCCAUUCACCAAUGUCCUUUGGAUCAACUACUUGACUGAUAAACUGAUACAUGAAACUAGAUACCCUGGCAAUGAUGCUCAGCACAGGGCUUUGCUCAGAGACAUGAAGGCCUUUUACAAGGACAUUCUAACAUACAGGAGCGCUGUACACAUGCUGACAGAUUGCCAGUAUUUGAAGUGUUGAUAUGUGCAGAGGGCAGCACUUCAAAGAUUUUGCUUUCUCAAAAGAUGUUUAAUAAAACGUUGACAGUGGAAGAAGUAAUUAGGCUUAAUAAUGCAUUUUAUUCAUGAACAGUUCAUACCGAUGUUGUAUGAAAUGUUAUCAUCGAUAGAUCAGUGGUUAUCAUAUUUUUUAUUUACGUGUUUAUUUAUUGACCUUCGAUGUUUUCAGCAAAAACUGAAAUAGAGUUAUUUGAAAUAAUCAUUUUAACCUUAAAGAAAACUGAAUCAUUGUCAUGUUUAAAAUACUUGUGGAAUAUAUGUAUUAAUGAUAAUAACACUUACAAUUUAAAUUUAGAUAAUAAAAGGAAAGAAAAAG